AUGGCUAGCCCCAGCGCCUCGCCCGCCGUCGACCCAGCCGCCGCAGAGCCGCCAUCAAAACGCCGGAGGGUAGCCGGUGAUGACAGCAACGAAGAAGCGGAUGGGGCUCACUCCCCUGGAAGCAAUGUCGCGCACCCAGAGUUAUCGAUACGUACUGGCAGGCCCAAUAGCAGGUCAAGAUCAGGCAGCCCCAAAGAAGACGACGACGCCAGGCGGUCUCGAGAGAAGCGGUCAUACUCUAGAACGCAGUCACCCCGCUCUCGGUCGAGAUCAAGACCGACAUCACGGUCGCGAUCGCGUUCACACUCCCGCUCUCGGUCCACUUCCCGCUCCUCCGACCGCCGCCGCUCCCGAUCCAGGCGCGACAGCUCUUCCCGCUCUCGGUCCCGGUCACGUUCACGCUCCGAAUCGCGCUCUCGCUCGCGCUCUCGCACCCGCUACCGCUCGACCGGCUCCUCCCCAACUCCAGCAGCCGAAAGCAAACCCCCGGAGCGCGUGCGCGUGCGCUACAAGCGCCGGCUGGAACUACGCGGCCACUCGCAGCCCAUCGCGCAGGUGCGCAUCUCGCCCAACGGGCGCUGGAUCGCCUCGGCCUCUGCCGACGGCACCGCCCGCAUAUGGGACGCCGAGACGGGCGCCCACAUCGACACCCUAGUCGGCCACAUGGCCGGCGUGUCGUGCCUGGCCUGGAGCCCGGACUCGGGCACCCUCGCGACUGGGUCCGACGACAAGGCCAUUCGCCUCUGGGACCGCAUCACGGCCGAGCCCGCGCACGCCGUCGGCACCGAGGAUGGUGAUGAUGAUGAUGUCGAGCGGGGCCGCACGCACGGCGGCACCAGGAUCUCGGGCGCGUCGGGCAUUGGAAUCGGCGGUGGAGGGGGCCCCGCCCGGGGAACCAGGCGACCGCUCCUGGGCCAUCACAACUACGUCUACUGCCUGGCGUUCUCGCCCAAGGGCAACAUACUGGCUAGCGGGAGCUACGACGAGGCUGUCUUUCUGUGGGACGUCCGGGCAGGUCGCCUGAUGCGCAGUCUUCCGGCGCACAGUGACCCGGUAAGCGGAAUAGAUUUUUGCCGCGACGGGACGCUGGUCGUCAGUUGCUCAACCGAUGGGCUAAUUCGCAUCUGGGACACUGCAACUGGCCAAUGCCUACGCACCCUAGUACACGAGGAUAACCCCGCAGUCACCAACGUAUGCUUCUCUCCCAACGGCCGCUACAUCUUGGCCUUCAACCUCGACAGCUGCAUCCGCCUAUGGGACUACAUUGCACAUCCGAGCAAGGUCAAAAAGACAUACCAAGGCCACGUCAACACAGGCUUCAGCAUCGGCGGUUGCUUCGGCGUCGUGCAAGACGGGGAGGAGGAGGUUGAAGACGAGCAGCGAAACGGCGGGCAUGACGACGAAGACGACAAUGAUGGUGACGACCAAGACGGACAUCCGCGCCGGAAACAGCGCCAGCCGAGGCAGCAGGCCUUUGUCGCCAGCGCCAGCGAGGACGGACACGUCGUCCUCUGGGAUGUCAAGAGCAAGGAGAUCGUGCAGAAGAUAGCAGCGCACGACGGUGUCUGCUUCUGGGUGGACGUCGUAGGGGACACCAUGGUGAGCGCAGGGAAGGAUGCGCGCAUCUUGGUCUAUCGCAACACACUUAAUUCGCGACGUCAAGAGACAGAGACAGAGACCAAUGGGGUAAACGGGACUCAUGGUGUGGAAACUGAAGACGGGGAUGAGGAUAAUGGCGGACCAGAGGUGGUCAACGAAAAGUCAAUGGACGAUGAGGAACAACCACAAGCUGAAAACUAG
Molecule: messenger RNA, 1800 nt
Organism: Pyricularia pennisetigena
Lineage: Eukaryota; Fungi; Ascomycota; Sordariomycetes; Magnaporthales; Pyriculariaceae
Exons: 2
Coding region: 1-1800 (599 amino acids)
Molecular function (GO): protein binding
Source: RefSeq, a predicted model, not a curated record